CAACUACGUGGCUACGAUAAGACGAUUACCAAACCGGCUGUGAUGGAAUGUAAUUCAAUCGAAAAUGCACUCAAAAUCCAUUCCAUCCAUGAGUGUUUCCCUCGACGCACCAACGCAUGACAGCGGGGAGAUGGGAUGUUUCAAAGGAAAUGUGAGCAGGUUCAAGAAGCGUUAGAACCUGACUAUCUCCUUCUCUCACGGGGCUUACCCGAUGAAGUCAACCUGAUGCCCCCAGGGUGACGACACGCCGCAGGUAGAAGAGGGAGGAGCAACAAGAUCAACAAGUCCCUACAUGGGGCGCCUGGUAUUACCUUAGGUUCCGAGCCGCUCGUCAAAAGAAGUGCUUCCUAGUCGAGUGCAGGACAGUUCACGUCGACCAGGAGCAUAGGCUGUCUUGAUCCACCUGUCCACCAACCGAUUGGAUCGGUCAAUUAAACUUGGAUGGGUUCCGAAAUAAAGCACUCCGUCACCAUGGCAACGUCGGGAGAGCAGAAAGAGUACAACGGCCAGCUGAUCUCGGUCAACCGCAGAGACACCCGCCGCCUGCUGGAGGUUUACGUGAAGCGCAGCCUGAGCCUGAACGACGGCGCUGGGAACGGCCCCCCCGAGCCCCCUCCCGCCGCCGACAAAUGGGUCCCGAAGCCCCAGAGACCGCGGAGGUUGCGGCGCCACUCGAGCGACCCCUCGCUCCACCUGUCGCCCAACCCAGACGCCCACAGACAAGACGUCGGCUUGGUUCCUCCUUCCCCUUCGAACCCCAGCACUCCUGAGCCGCUUGACCGGCUCCACGGUGAGGUUCACGAGGUGGAGGAGGAGGAGGGGAAGGAGAAGGAGAAGGAGAAGGAGAAGGAGGAGGUGAAAGUGGUGGCGUCGGUCACCAAGAAGACAAAGAAGCCCAGCAUGUGGAAGAGCUUCCUGGGCCUGUUCUCCAAGAAGUGGACCGAGGACGAGCCGGACGGCCCCCCCCCCCAGCAGGCGAGGGGUUCGAUGGAGAUCUUCCAGUCCCGGAAUGGGGAGCAGGCGGAGGUCACGGCCACCUGCCUCCCGCUGCCCACCGGCGGCAGCAUGAGGAAGAAGUCCAGGAGAAAGAGAAGCAACAGGCUACCCAGCUUCAAGAGGUCCAAGUCCUUCAAGAAGAGUACUCAUAUAGACAUCACCGUGUCCGUCGGGGAAGCCAUCGUAAACGUGGAACCCACCUACGCCUACUUCGAGAAGGUGUCUGAGGAAAUGGAUCUGAUUGUCCGCCAAGUCACUGAAGUUAACGAGAAAGUCAUGACGAAUGAGGAGGUGAUCAACAGGAUCAUUGCCCUGACCAAAGAGGAGGGAGACGCCAUCGAUGAAAAGCUGAAGGAGAACCCCACUCUAAGCAACUUCUUCCAGGGCAUGUCGUACCCGGCCUUCAAGAAGCUGGCCGACAACUACCUGGAGGAGGAGACCACCCCUGUCCAGAGCCAGGCCCCCUCACUGCCCCGCCCGGCCGCGGCGCCAGAGCUGGUGAAGCUGGCCUUCACCCUGGACUUCACGGCCAGGCUGGCAGGGCUUUCGCGGCAGAACGUGGGCCACAUCACCGGCCUGGGCAACCGUUACCUUGCGGACCGCUUCGAAUACACGCAGGCAUGUACAGAUCACCCCUGGUCAGACACUGAUGAUUGACCCACCCAAGGAAGGAAGAUCGUCACAAGAAACGCCAACACUAACGUUAGACGGGGGAAGUAACCAAGCAACACUUUCUCUUUCACUUGCAUGUAUGUCUUUACAAGGGUAGAGUGUGGUUCCCCAGCCCAAUCAUGAUCCGAAUCAGACACAGAGUACACAAACCUGUGAAACAAUGUGCCAGCCCUUAUCUGCUACCAAAGGCCAAGGCAAACAAUGACUAUGGCAAGGCAACCCUCGCAAACAUGUCUCAUUGUGUGGAAGAACCAGUCAAAUGGCAUUGGUUCAGACACAUGUGGCUUCUUAUGAAGAAACACUUACAAAAGGAGAAGUAGUGACCGUAAGAUGGGUACGAAGCAACGGGUGUAGUAUUUCAUUAGAUUAGGCAGAUUGUCACACAGUAUCAAGAGUGUCGAUGUAGAUGCAAAUCCAACAUUUCUAUUAAGAUGGUUGUUCAGUUCUCAUCUGUUUGUAAGGCUUUAUAAGUUUGAUGACUGUGAAUGUGUAUUGAAUAAUUGAUUUAUGUAUUGGAGUGCAGAAAGAAUCGUCAUACAUUAUUCUCAACAUGAUAAAUAUAAUGUGAUUUGUAUGACACUUUUGUUCAUUGUGAAUGCUGGCAUUCAUUAGACAACAAUACGUUUCUUAAAAAGGUAGACAACUAUUUAUGAAUAUUCAUAGCCUAUAUUUUUUACAUAAUUUCAUAAAAAUGACAUCACCAUUAGGCUUCGUGUUUAUUUGGAAACCAAAUAAACAGGUUUUAUGGUAUAGUGUUUGACUGGUCAAAAGGACAAAUAAUGCCCAACAGCUGGUUUUCAUAUUUAUGCUGAUGAGGAUUAUUUCAUACUAUUUCAUGUCUUGGAAAUAACUUCUCUAGUCUAGACUUAUAACUCAAUAAGCUUUAUAAGAUAUAUGUAGCAAGUGCAAGUACUGUAUAUGAUGGAACAAUGACACGGAUCCAAAUAAACAAUGUAUUAUACAAUUGCUGGUGAGGAUUUUUACUGCGGUUGGUUUGCGACAAGGAUGAAGUUAUCAAGUUAUUUGUACAGUCAGUUUAUAGUCUUAAAAUUAUAGUCUUCAUAAAGAUAACCGUUUUGUGGUGAGCCAAUCACAAAGUAGACCUGUCUUACGUUAUCUUAAACGUGGCAAGCUGCAGUCUUAAACACACAUCUGAUAAACUGGCUGGUUUCUCUGUGUGUAACGAACCCCAACGAACACUUACAUGCCCCUACAGCAGGGAUGGGCAACUUUCAUGAUAAAGAGGGCCACAUUUUUCAUCAUAACCAUCGGAGGGCCACAUGACUGCACACUUCAACUAAACGUGAGCUGAGAGAACACAAUUUUGAAUUUGGUAGAUAUGAUUUCCUGUAUUCUGGUGCAUUUUGGGGAUGGCCACUACCUAAAAAAUCAUCCAGAAUCAUAACCUAUGUACGGUAUGUUAAUUGAACCAACAUACAUUCAUUUCAUGUUUUCCAUGCUCAAACAGCCACAUGAAUGGUCAGUAUUUUUAUCAGUGCAAAGGGCUCACAUACAUCAUCAUUCAAUGAAGUCAAAAAACUAAAAAACAGUGACCCAACAUUAAGCGCAACAACUCAAUGAACUCAAACCCAACAAGCAGUUGUAGUAGUUGUAGUGGCGACUUAAGUGGAUAUCUUUAAUGACUGAUAUCGCUUCUAAGCAAACUAGACGCAAGGGUUUCCCUUCGAAUUUUAUGAAAUCUUCUCAUCUUUCUUGACCGAGUUUUCUGUAAC
Molecule: messenger RNA, 3401 nt
Organism: Gadus chalcogrammus (walleye pollock)
Lineage: Eukaryota; Metazoa; Chordata; Actinopteri; Gadiformes; Gadidae
Product: apoptosis facilitator Bcl-2-like protein 14
Exons: 6
Coding region: 442-1653 (403 amino acids)
Source: RefSeq, a predicted model, not a curated record